UUCUAACUCGACCAAGCAUCACUGCACUUUUUGUCUUUAACCCAAAAAUGCUUGCCCCUCUCGCGCUCAACACACAGUCGUUUAGCGACCAAGCUCGGCUCCACCCUCCAAUUCCAAUCCCGUCAUCUUCACGCCUACAAAACUCCACCAUCCACUUCCUUUCUCUAUCUUUCCCUAUCAAGGCGUGUUAUUCGGAGUCCAAAUCGACAUGGAACAAGGGAUUUGGAAUUCGUAUCUGUUUGAUAUUCUCAGCGAAUAGAAUUUUGUUUCCUGUUUUGACUUCUGGGUGUGCACUUGCGUUCUUAUUUUUUGGACUGGAGGGAUCCACAUGUACCUUUACCGAAUCCAUUUUACGUAAUUGUGGGUUCCGCACAGGACUUUUCACGUCUCCUCAUCUCAUUGAUAUCCGGGAAAGAUUUCGUUUGAAUGGUGUUGAAAUAUGUGAAGAGAAGUUUUUAACUUACUUUUGGUGGUGCUACAAUAGACUCAAGGUAGAUGUUGUAAUCUUAGAGGUUGGAUUAGGCGGGAGGUUUGAUGCAACAAAUGUGGUUCAGGCACCUGUUGUAUGCGGUAUUUCUUCUCUUGGGUAUGACCACAUGGAGAUUCUUGGGAACACUCUUGGGGAAAUUGCAGGGGAGAAGGCUGGUAUCUUUAAGCGUGAGGUUCCAGCUUUUACAGUGCCUCAGCCUGAAGAAGCAAUGGGUGUACUUGAAGAGAGGGCUUCUAAAUUGGAUGUACAUCUUCAAGUGGCACAGCCUUUGGAUGAAAGCUUAUUAAAUGGCCAAAAACUUGGGCUUGAGGGUGAGCACCAGCAUAUAAAUGCAGGUCUUGCAAUUGCACUAUCUUCAACAUGGCUUCAGAGGACAGGUCAUCUUGAUGUUAUCAACCUGAAUGAGACUGAAGUGAAUUCUUUGCCUGAACAGUUCAUCAAAGGUCUAACUACAGCCAGCUUGCAAGGACGAGCUCAAAUUGUAUCCGAUCAAUUUAUUGACGCUGAAAGUCCAGGAGAUCUGGUGUUUUAUUUGGAUGGAGCUCACAGUCCUGAAAGUAUGGAAGUAUGUGCUAGAUGGUUCUCUCUUGCAAUUAAGGAAGACAAUCAGCAACGAAACUUGAAUAGUCCGAGUCAGGAUUCUGGAUCCUCGAAUGAACUGACACCGAAGAACCAUGAUGAAAUAUCGAGGAAGAACUCCCAACAGGUAAGCCAGACAAUUAUUAUUUGUUUAAUUUGCUGAAAUUCAGGAAAUAAC
Messenger RNA from Carica papaya (papaya), 1247 nucleotides. NCBI's taxonomy places the organism in Eukaryota, Viridiplantae, Streptophyta, Magnoliopsida, Brassicales, Caricaceae. The record is from RefSeq and is a predicted model, not a curated record.